AUAACAUAUAGCGACUCAGCAUUGCACAUCUCCUCAGACUCCUCUCUGCUCUCCACAGACCGACCAGAAACUAAGCUAAUUUCAUUGAAAAGAUCUACAAUCUGAUGGCUAAGUAGACGGAAAAAGAUAUCAAACCUGCUUAGUAGCUCAUCUCAAGUUUAACAACAGUAUGAGGUUCGAGGACAUUCUUCGUGAAAUCGGUGGCUUCAACAAGUUCCAGUUUCUAGUUUUAUACAUCCUGUGGCUUCCGCGGGUCAUCCUUCCACUGCAUUUUUUGCUCCACAAUUUCAUCUCCGGCGUUCCUCCUCACCAUUGUGCUCUGCCACAUUUGGAUGGCAGGUUCUCAGCUAGUGGUGCAGAGAAAGAGGAACUGGCACAGAUUGUGGCUCUUGGUAUCCCACGCAAUUCAGAUGGUUCCUACAGCUCCUGCAAGAUGUAUACAGUGCCUAUGGACUUUGACCUUAACGGUGACCUUUCGGUAUUGUAUGGUAACUGGUCAAAUGUGUCUGUGCCAUGCCAGGAUGGAUGGGUAUAUGAUCGCUCGCAGUUCACUUCAACAACUGCCACUGAGUGGGAUUUAGUAUGUGACAAUAAAAAGCUAAAUCAAGCCCUCGCCACAUUUUUCUUCAUUGGUGUAACGAUCGGUGCUGUCGUAUUUGGCCAGUUGUCAGAUAAGUUUGGCCGUAAGCCGAUGAUUCAGGUCUCCUUUGUGAGCAGUGCUGUUUUUGGGAUCGUUGAGGCUUUUUCUACAUCCUAUGUGAUGUUCGCCAUUGCAAGAACCUUGUGUGGUUUUGCCCUGACCGGGAUGUCCAUCACCACAGUGGCCCUGUGUGUUGAGUGGACAGAUGUUAAGCAUCGCACGUUUACGGGGACCAUCAUCAGUCUCGGCUGGAGCGUAGGAAACAUGCUUUUGGCUCUUCUGGCGUAUCUCAUCAGAGACUGGAGGCACCUCAUUCUGGUGGUCACUUCACCUUGUCUUGUUGGCAUAAUAGCCUGGUGGUGGAUUCCUGAGUCAGCAAGAUGGCUGCUGGCCAAUGGAAGAGUGGAAGAGGCGCAGAAGUAUCUCAUUAACUGUGCAAAGAUGAAUGGAAAGUACAGUUGCACAAAAAACCUAGACAUUGAGAACUUGAAGAAAAUUACCAUCGCUGAGGACUCCAACAAGAACCAUUCUUACCUUGAUCUAGUGAGAACACCAAAGCUGAGGAAGAUUAUGCUUUGCUCAGGGAUUUUCUGGUUUGCAGUUGCUUUCACCUACUAUGGCAUCAGCUUCAACAUCACAGGCUUUGGUCUGAACAUCUACCUCACGCAGUUCAUCUAUGGAGUCAUUGAAGUCCCAGCUAAGGUUGGGACGUACCUCACUCUGGACUGGAUUGGACGGAGAAAUGGCCAGGCUUGGUCCCUCAUCAUAGCAGGAGCUCUGAUUGGACUUAACAGCAUAAUCCCAACAGAAUUUGCUGCUGUUCGUACAGGUAUUGCAGUUAUUGGGAAGGGAUUCUCUGAAGCAGCGUUUACCAUUGCCUUCCUGUACACAUCUGAACUUUACCCUACUGUACUCCGGCAGUGCGGUUUGGGCUACACCUCUUUUAUAGCCCGGAUUGGAGGUUCUCUGGCCCCGAUGGUCAUACUGUUUGAGGAUAUUUGGCACUUUGGUCCCCCUGUAGUGUUUUCGGUCACUGCAAUUUUCAGUGGAUGUGUCGUUUUCCUGCUGCCCGAGACCACCAAUGUCCAGCUUCCAGAGAACAUUCUGGAUGUAGAGGAGGGGAGGCACACAUUGUCCACAGAAGCAGAGAGAGAUGUUGAACUCAAUGAGAUGAAUUCAGCACCAGCGGAUUUACAAGAGAAGGGCUCAUAAAGGCAACUAUUAUCAGAAAAAUGAUUACAGUUUAUCAUCAGAUAUGCAUUAAUAACAUCAACUGCAAGACAUUUGUGGUGACCAAGGGAUAAAAAAUCUGAUGUUUCUUUAGGAUUUCACAACACAGAGUAAACAUGUCA
Molecule: messenger RNA, 1992 nt
Organism: Danio aesculapii
Lineage: Eukaryota; Metazoa; Chordata; Actinopteri; Cypriniformes; Danionidae
Gene: slc22a7a
Product: solute carrier family 22 member 7a
Exons: 10
Coding region: 170-1852 (560 amino acids)
Biological process (GO): transmembrane transport
Cellular component (GO): membrane
Molecular function (GO): transmembrane transporter activity
Source: RefSeq, a predicted model, not a curated record